This is a messenger RNA of Paramecium sonneborni, 2385 nucleotides long. The record is from the annotation of a GenBank genome assembly. NCBI's taxonomy places the organism in Eukaryota, Ciliophora, Oligohymenophorea, Peniculida, Parameciidae.
AUGAGUACAAAGAGAAAAGACAUAAUAAAACUUAUGAAAACGAUGAAUAUUGAUCCAUCUACAUUUUCUGAGGAAGAUAUAAGAUAAUUUGAAUAAGGAUAAGUGAUGAUGAGUGACAGUGAAUCAGAUAGCAUGAGAGAUUCUGUGUCUAUAGCAGAUAUAGAGAAUUAUUAAUAAAAUAAGCAUAAUAGAGGUGGAAAUAAUCAUGACACAGUCAAUAUGAAAAAUGUAAUAUAAAUAAUAGAUUAAAUUAUAGAAUUAUUCAUCUAUUGUAGGAAUGCAAGAGAAAUAAAUAGCAUUUUUAAAUGCAGAAAUUAAACGUAUUUAAGCAGCUAAUGAUGCUGAUAGACAAAGAGUGUUUGCAAAUCAUAGAAUAGAGACUGAUAAACUUUUAAGUGAAAUAAAAUAAUUGAAGUCUAAGAUGAUAUAUUAAGAGUCGCAAUUACCAGGAAUAAGAGAGGCUUUAGCAUAAGUUAGAGAUAUGUUAGCUGGAUUAGUACCAGAAGCUGUAUAUUUGAGAUUAAGAGAUAUGAAUGAAAAGGAAAUGCCUAUUUAGGAUUGGGUAUUAGUUUAAGUUUGGGAAAUUGUUUAUCCAUUUAAAAAAGAAGGAGAAUUCUAAAAAAAAGAAAUAUUAGCAUUAAGAGAAGAACUUAGACAAAUUACAGAAAAACAUUAAUUCUUAUUGAAUGAUUUAGAACAUGGUUAAAAAAUGAUGGUUGAUAGAGAAGAAGAUAUUAGAAGACAUAAAUUAAAUUAUGAUAAUGCUAGAAAAGCAUUAGAAUUGGAAUUAACUAAAUCUUAAGAAGAAUUAGCAUUAUUGAGAGAAAAAGGAGCUAGAUUUGAUGAAUUAAGUAGAGAUUAUAAAAGAUUGGAAUAAGAAAAGUUUUUAUUAGAAGAGAAAUCUGGUUUCUAUUAAAAUAAUUAAAGUUCUGAUAAGGCUGGAGAUUAAUAUAAAGCAUAAGAUGAUGCUAAGAGAAAAGGAGAUCUUUUAUAAUAAGAUAAAGAAUAUUUAACUAAAGAAAAUAUUUAAUUAUUAGAAAAAGUUAAAAGAUUAGAAGAUAAAUUAGAUAGAACAGAAAAAGAGUAUUUGGAAGCAAAAAAUUAAGCUUAGGAAUAUUUAUUUUAAUUACUUAAUUCAAAAACUGAUUAGACUUAAGCUUAUGAGAAAAGGAUUUAUUCUGAAAUUGCAGAUCUUAAAGAAAAACAUCAUCAUGAAUUAGAAAUUGCUAAAUAAAAUUUAGUUGAUAUUUAUGAAACAUAGAUAAAAUUUUUGAAAGAUGCAAAAGAAGAAAUAUAACUUCGAAAAGAUAAUCUUGAAGGUUAAGUAAAAGAAAAACAAACGUUAUAUGAUCAUUUAUUGAUUGAUUAUAGAAACUUAUAAAGAAAAUUAGAUGGAGAUUUAUCUGAAUAGAGAAUUUAAUUAAGAUUAAAAGUAGAAGAACUUGAUAGAGUUUAAAAUAUAUAUGAAGAUACUCUAGCUAAUCUUAAAGCAACUAAACAUGAGAAUGAAAUGUUAAGAGAAAAAAUUAAUGUAUUGAAAGCAGAAUAUUAUAAAUGUUAAGUUGAAGCUAAAGAAUAAAUGAGCAAUAUAAAUGCUUAAUUAUAAGUUGCAAAAGAAUAAUUAACAAAUUAUGAAGGAAUCGAAAGAGAAAUUGAUGAUGCCAUUAUGAAAUCAGCAGGAAAUGAUUAUGAUGCAAUGAAUCCUUUAUUAGGAUUUAUGGGAACUGUACCAACCUCUUCUAAAAGAAGAAUCUAACAAGCUUUAAAUUUAGCAUAAAGACUUUAAGCUAAAUAAAGAGAAUCAGAAGAAUUGUAAAAAUAAUUAAGAGAAAAACAAUCAGAAAUUGAAAGGUUAUAAGAAGAGACUAAAUUAUAAAGGGAUGUUCUUGAUAAGACUCAUCAACCGUAAUUAUUUAAUAUAUAUCAUUUAGUCAUUCUUAUUUGGUAGCACAUAUAGAAGAAAAAGAUAGAGAGAUCUUGAAAUAUAAAAGUUUAUUGAAGAAAUUAGAUUAAGAUUAUAUGAUUUUGAAAGCUGAAAAUGAAGAUAUUGCAAAUGUAUAGAGAAUUUAUUUAUAAAUAGAGAUUCAUGAGAGCUGAAGAAGAUUUAUAGAGAUUGAGAAUCAAAAGAUAGAAUCUAUAAAAUAUAUAGAAUAUUUUAAUUGGCAUAGCCACUGGUAGUUAAAAUGAUAUGAGAUAAAAUUUAAGAAGUGCAAUAAAUGAAAUGUCUGAAGCAUUAAAUACAAAAACUUAUAUUGAUCCAUAAAGUGCUUAAUAACGGAAAGGUAUAAAUUUAAAUAUUUUUUAGGAGGUGCUCAAAAUAGUCAAUAAAAAGAAUAGGAAGGACCUACAUGGUAUUCAAAAUUAAAACAAAAAUAGAAUAAAUGA